Molecule: messenger RNA, 1496 nt
Organism: Momordica charantia (bitter melon)
Lineage: Eukaryota; Viridiplantae; Streptophyta; Magnoliopsida; Cucurbitales; Cucurbitaceae
Gene: HO2
Product: heme oxygenase 2
Biological process (GO): phytochromobilin biosynthetic process; heme oxidation
Molecular function (GO): heme oxygenase (decyclizing) activity
Source: RefSeq, a predicted model, not a curated record
GAAAGCGAAAGCCCAAUCCAAUAUCAUACUAUUGAGGAUGCCGGCAAGGAAGUAGAUAUUGUGGAACAAAAAUCGACCGCCUGAGCUUCCCUCCGACGAUGUCGUUGCCGGAGAGCGUAGCACUGCAAUCUUUUGAGCGAAUUUCUUCAACUUAUGCUUCUGUUUCUCGCUCCUUCUCCCGCGUAGUUCCUUCGAGACCUUUGAUAAUUUCGACGAGUGUAAUGACUCGGAAGAUGAAGGUGAGAAAUGGAGGUGCUCUGAGCUUGUGCUGCUUGGAUUCAAAUCAUUCUGCUCCUUUGCCGUCCACGACUGCGACGAGCACGAGCUCUGCUCCUCCGGUUUUAAAGAGGAAGAAGAGGUACAGGAAGGAGUAUCCUGGAGAGAGCAAAGGCAUUACUGAGGAGUUGAGGUUCGUUGCCAUGAGGCUUCGGAAUGUUAAUGGUAAAAAGUUGUCCGGUGAUGCUGAUUCAUUCAGCGAAGAUGAAGUAGAGGAGAGAGAUGACGGAAAUUUGAUGUUGAGUGACAAUGGCAAUGAUGAGAACGGAGAUGGAGUAGAGAGUUGGCAACCAAGCUUGGAUGGAUUUCUUAAAUACUUGGUUGAUAGUAAGCUCGUCUUCAGCACUGUAGAGCAAAUCGUUGAUGAAUCCAGCGACGUUGCUUAUAGUUACUUCAGAAAAUCAGGAUUGGAACGUUCAGAAUGUCUUGCCAAGGAUUUAGAGUGGUUCAGCGAACAGGGUAUUGUGGUACCCACACCGAGCAAUCCAGGGGUUUCUUAUGCUAAGUAUCUCGAGGAACUUGCUGAGAGGAGUGCCCCUUUGUUCCUUUGCCAUUACUAUAAUAUAUACUUUUCACAUAUAGCAGGUGGGCAAGUGAUAGCAGGACAGGUUUCGGAGAGACUCCUUGAAGGAAGGAAGCUUGAAUUUUAUACAUGGGCAGGGGAUGCAGAAGAUUUGCUGAAAAAUGUCCGUGAGAAGCUUAACAUGCUUGGAGAGCACUGGUCUCGGGAUGCGAAAAAUAAAUGCUUGAGAGAAGCAACCAAGUCAUUCCGCUUCUUGGGACAGAUAGUUCGUUUGAUUAUCUUAUGACCAGCUAUUUAGAGUGCUACAAUUUUGAAGGUGUUCCUGGUAAUGGAGCUUUUUUCUGAAAGGGUAGGAGUUGAAAAUUCUCAGAAAAUGGCUCUCUCUUUCAAUCAGUCAAAGUUGCAAUGAACCUACAGAGCAGCCCCCAUUCAAAGGCUUUGAUUCUCUAAUUGGUAAUGAGAAAAAUCAGUGAUUUUGGAGAGUGGAGGCUGCAGGCAUAGGGCCACUGACCUUCCCCAACUUGAGGAGCUAACCCCAUUAUUUUCAACAUUCCAUCAAAUGCCAUCAGGUACACAUUCUAAAGUACUUGGGAGAACCAUUGGAUUCAUUUGACUUGGCUUUUGGUGGGGUUUAAAGCUUUCUACACCUUUCUUUUUAUCUUCUCUCUCUCUAUAUAUAUAUAUAAUUUUUUUUCUA